GUGGUGGUCACAGCUGUGGAGUUCCAGCCGGUGCAGCUUGCCCCUGCUUCCAUCAGCUUAAUAAAUCCGUCCCAGUUUACACCCCUCUGAAGUGUGAAGCCUGAGAAGAGUUUCCCUUCCUCCUCCUGCAGGGUGCCAGGAGAGCUGCUGCUGGAAUUGAGCCUGAAGAGGUGUCAGCUCGCUAUUAGAGUUUGCAUUUGGCAAUUGCCUGCUCCGGGAGGCAGGCGGGUUCUGCCGGAUCAGCACACCGCCCCCGGCUCCGGCCGCCCAGCAGGACCGCAGCAAGGCUCGCACAGCGAGAACCACCGCUUGGCUUCGCCUCGGCAGGGCGAGCGCUGCGUUUGCUGCAGUGGGCUGCGGGUCAGACCCCUCGGGGGCACAGGAGGCGUUAAUAACCAAGUGCGAGGUUUUGUUUUGUCUGUGGACUCCCUCCCCGCCCCGGGGGAAGCUCGAAGCAUCCUCUGCUUUCAAGGCUUUAAUUGCGGGGCAGCGCAGCUGCAGCCUUUGCACACCUGAAGCUCGCUUUGCCUCUCGUGCAAACCAGCCCGGAGCUCCAUCCGCUCCGCUGAGCUCACGCGAUAAAAUAAGGUCCUGGAAAGCAUUGAUUCACGGCGUUACGGAGCCCCCGAAAGCGGUGUGUGCCUACAGCGAGCGCUCACCGGGGGGUUGAGGGGCUUUCUCCUCCUGCUCUGCCCUGUCUGCCAGCUGUGAGGUGUUAUCCCCCCGGGGAGGUCUCCAGCCCCGCUGCUGGAGGGGUGAGGGGCUCUGCUCUCCUCCCAGGGCUGUGUCCGUGUCCUGCGCUGGGGCUGCACCAGGAGCCCCGGAGAGGCAACUGCUGAGAGUUUCUGCCUGAAGCAAGGGAUGCUUCCCGUGUUUGAGACAAGCAGCGACCUGCACUCGGCAGGAAGGAGGCACUGAAUUCACUCCAGGAGCGUUUCUCGGAGCCCUUCUUUCCAGGGACCCAAAGAAGAAGGUGAGGAGAAGGAGAGGUGGUCCCAAGAAGCUCUGCUGUUGGCAUGUGUCCUUUUCCUUGGAACAAGAACCUGAGGCUUCUCCGCGCCGAGCGUUUCUGCGUCCCAUCUGCUACCACACCCUGAAAUCAAACUCGGCAGCUUAGGUGAAGCAGGCACUGCACAAACAUGUCAGGCUUGCCUCCACCCCUUUUUUGUCUCCCGCUUUCUCCUGCUGUGUCUCUCGCGCAAGUUUAUCAGCGUGUCGGCGGGUUCUGGUGGCAGAGCGUUCCCACCUCACCUCUGGCUACGGAGCAAUGAGGAGUUGGGGCCCAGCAACACCAUUCUCCCAUCGGCUUUGCUGCAUGACAGUCGGAGAGCUUCCCUCCAGACCCUUCUUUCUCCUCUCACUUGGAAUUGGUCUCUACCAGUAUUGUUGCAGCAGGACAGCUGGACAUUAAUGUGUUUCAGGACAGAGUGCUGAAAAACCAGAAGAGAAGCUUGUUGCUGCAGAGGCGAUCCUUUUCCACGCCCUGCUCCUCGUGUUGCCUCUCUCCCUGUCAUUCCUCUUUCCCUUUCGAACUCUCAUUCCCCUUUCCCUCUCCCAUCCUUCAUCUUCCCACCCCUUCCUCUCAUCUGAGCCUGACCCUGCUCUCUUCUUGCCCCUCCUUCCCUGCCGAUCCCUCCCCCUGCUCUGGAUCUGCUGGCUGGGGGAUUUUUUUUCUCAGGCUGCUCGGCAGAUGUGACAGCUUUGAGGACCGUAUCACCCAGGAACGGCUCUAUCUGGAGUUGAAAAAACCUAACGUGGUUUCCCAGGCAGCAGGAAUGGAUCGCUGAGAGAAUUUCAAUCUCCGACUGCUUUUGUCUUGUGGCAUCAUGUUCCGCAAGAAGAAGAAGAAACGCCCAGAGAUCUCGGCUCCACAGAACUUUGAGCACCGUGUCCACACUUCAUUUGACCCAAAGGAGGGCAAAUUUGUGGGCCUGCCACCUCAAUGGCAGAACAUUCUGGACACGCUGAGGCGCCCCAAGCCAGUGGUAGACCCUUCGAGGAUCACGAGGAUGCAACUCCAGCCUAUGAAGACGGUGGUGAGAGGCAGCACGGUAGAAGUAGAAGGCUACAUCUCCGGGAUCCUCAAUGACAUCCAGAAGCUUUCUGCCAUCAGUUCAAACACUCUGAGGGGCAGGAGCCCCACCAGCAGAAGGAGAGCUCAGUCCCUUGGGCUCUUGGGGGAAGACAGACCCCCAGACAUGUAUCUUCAGAGUCCUGAAGCAGACUGGGUGGACAAAUAUGGAAACUACCUCAAUUGCAAUGGUGGGACCAAGGUGACCCGGAGGCAGACGAUGUGGCCGGAUUAUAAACCUCGCUUGGAAGGACAAUCUCAUUCGAACGGUAUGGUCAUGAAAGCCCAGUCCCUCGGGCCUUCGGAGUUCCAAGAUGCUGAUGACAGCUGCCUCCAGCGCGCCUCUGGUUUGCAGCAUAUGCCAACUCUGCCAGGGGAGAACGAGAAGACAGGGAGAAAGAGUUCAGAGGAGUGCUGGCCUCAGCCUUGUCUCCUACGACAGGCAAAUUCCAGGCCGUCGGGGGAGGGCAGCCCUAGCUCCAAAUCAAGGGAGAACAGCUUGAAGAGGAGGCUGCUGCGCAGUGUGUUUCCAUCCUCCAGCGGCUCAAACAAGUCAGGCCCCUCCCUGCAGAUAAAGCCUAAUACUUUAUUCAGGCCCCAGCAGUGGGGUUCACCACGCAGCCCGGGAGCCAAAGCCCAGUCUCUUCCACCAGAUCAGCCUUCAUCUGACUUCCCCAAGAUUAUCUCGGAGGCUGGGACUCCCCAGAAGUCACCAACAGUGGAGAAGGCAAUGGCAGUGCCACAAGGCAGGCCAUCACCAGCAGGGUCUCCCAGGAACCGGCAGACUCAGACCAGCUCUAGCAACCUUCACCUGCCCCAGGACUCUUCUGUGAAAGGGCAACUGGCCAGUGAGGACCCUGUGGUCGUAACUCAUGAGCAGUUCAAAGCUGCCCUGAGGAUGGUGGUGGACCAGGGGGAUCCCCGGUCAUUGCUGGAGAAUUAUGUCAAGAUUGGUGAAGGGUCCACGGGUAUCGUCUGCAUUGCUCGUGAGAAGCACUCGGGGCGACAGGUAGCAGUGAAAAUGAUGGACCUGAGAAAGCAGCAGCGCCGGGAGCUCCUUUUUAAUGAGGUGGUGAUAAUGAGGGACUAUCAACAUGUCAAUGUAGUGGAGAUGUACAAGAGCUACCUUGUGGGAGAUGAGCUCUGGGUGCUGAUGGAGUUCCUGCAGGGCGGAGCCCUCACGGACAUUGUGUCACAGAUCAGGCUAAAUGAAGAGCAAAUUGCAACUGUGUGUGAAUCUGUGCUGCAGGCUCUGUCCUACCUCCAUUCGCAGGGGGUCAUUCACCGGGACAUCAAGAGCGACUCCAUUCUGUUGACGCUGGAUGGAAGGGUCAAACUCUCUGAUUUUGGCUUCUGUGCUCAGAUCAGUAAAGAUGUACCCAAAAGAAAGUCCCUGGUGGGAACUCCCUACUGGAUGGCUCCAGAGGUUAUUGCACGGAUACCGUACGCUACUGAGGUGGAUAUCUGGUCUCUGGGGAUCAUGGUGAUCGAGAUGGUGGAUGGAGAACCCCCCUAUUUUAGUGAUUCUCCGGUCCAGGCAAUGAAGAGGCUCCGAGACAGCCCCCCUCCCAAGCUGAAAAACUUCCACAGGACCUCCCCGGUUCUGAGAGACUUCUUGGAAAGGAUGCUGACCCGGGACCCACUAGAGAGAGCGACGGCACAAGAACUUCUGGAUCACCCUUUUUUGCUCCAGACGGGACUCCCAGAGUGCCUGGUUCCCCUUAUCCAACAGUACAGAAAGCGCACCUCCACCUGCUGACUUGGCAGAAGAGCAGAUGCUGGGAGAAAACCGUAUUUAUAUACAUAUAAAAACAUAAUCACAAGGCCAGGUGGCCUCAUCCUGCAAAUGGUGCUUGGAACUCGUCAGCGAUCUCUUUAGAGGAUGAAUGUGACUGUUGCCCUAGCAUCCUCAGCCUUUGGUGGCUUCUCUCUUGCUGAAGACAAUCAACGCAUCCUGGCUCCCAACAGGACCAAGUACGUCUCAAGAACAAAGCGGGUGUUCCCUGGCGUGUGGAUCGCUUCUUCUGAAGAGCUGGUGCUGCAAUGUGGCAUAUCUGAAUGUUCCAGCAAACAUUGGCUGCUGACUACAGAACUGACCAAUAAUUCCCCAUUAGAAAUGUGAUCUUUAUUUUGUUGGUUUUACACUGGAGUCUUGACCUGACCCAAAUGCACAUUUAUGGGGCACAGAGCCCUCCAAACUCUCAAACAAUGCACAAAGACUUGAUUUGUUUUUCUUCUGAGACUUUUUCACGGAUGAUUUUCAUUCCCUUCAGUUAAAUGCAGACCUAGAAACCUGUUUUCCUAGGGAGCGGAUGUGACGUGUAUAUAUUUGUUUUGGAAUGGCUCUCUUGCAUCCACAUGCUUCUCUUUGGCUGAGGAAUACAUACGGCUUAGUGGUCAAUCUUGAAUCCAUUUCAUGAUCUUAAGCUUUUGGAGGAGGAAACCUUUGGAUACGGGGCUCAAAGCAGACUCAGUGAAGAUGGCUUUUCUUGCCUCCAGGCUCUUGUGCUUGAGAAGUUGUGGUACACAACACCUUCAUCGCUGGUUGGGCUGGAGAGUCUGCGAGAGCUUGUUUCUACGUUUGGUUUCCAAGCACCUUUCUUUUCCAAGCCCUCUCCUGAGAGGCUGAGGAGCGCUGCUCUGGGCAGCACUUUGGGGAUGCUGUAGGAGAUGGAGUGAAACAGUUCCAGCUGCCUGCACAUCCUGGGAGAGGGUUUUGUGUCCCCAUGAGGCACUUUCAGCCCCUGCCUCCCCUACACAGGGAGGAAAGAAACUGCUGUAUGUUUUGUUAUGGUAUGUCCUUCCCCACCAUCCCACUGCUGGUACAUUUGGAGGGUCACUGGUUGGUUGAACAGUCUUUUCAGUUGUUUUUAAAUGGAUUUAGCUGUUUUGUACGAUACCCUUUCUGCUCAGCAAGCUGAUUAGGGCAGUUGGGCUCUCGGUCAGGGUGUGACGUUGUACAGUACUAGUGUGUAUUUUGUGUGGUCUUGAGGAUAUAAUCUUCCGUGUGGAACUGGGAUCCUGUUUUGAAACUCCAGAUAUAAAUUUAUUGAGAUUUAAGUUAUUCCUGGGCUAGCCCUACUGUCAGAAACUAACCUCAUCACUGCAUUUUCUUCUGAAGAUGUCAAUAAUCUCGCUGCUCUGCCAUUUCCCUCUGGUUACAGAUCCUGCUUCAAAAUUGAAGCCACAGUUAAUUACUUGAAGUAAUUUGGGAUGGAAUUCGUCUGCACUGCUGCCAGCCAGCUAAAUGGUGGGCACCCGUAGGUGGAAUCUGUAGGCAAGGCGAGAGGAAUACCUCCAGAGGGUGAUCCAGCUCCCUCUACAUCGAUGCCUUCUGCAGGGCCGAGUGUCUCCAUCCCACUCUGUGAGCAGCAGAGGGACCGCGGGGUCUCACCUGGGCUGGGUGGUGGAGUUUGGGGCUGAUGAAGUUGCUUGCAAUGCAUUCAUUGAGCUCCUCCUUAGCUGCACUGGAAAACUUUUGAUGUAAAAUGUUUCUGUACUCCAGAUUUACUGCUUUUUUCUUUCUUUCUUUUUUUUUUUUUUUUUAAAUGCAAAAGAGCAGGGCUUUGAAAAGAUUUAUAGUUUGAAACAAACGAUUCUGCUCGUCUGUAGUUGUGAAUCCUUUGCACUUGUGUUUUAAAUUAAAGUAGAUCUUGAUUUAUUCAUAAGCCUGAUGCGGUGCCCGAAUGCUUUAAAGUGUGUCUGCAGUUCAGAGGCGUAAGGGAGCAUCAACCUUGAAGUCUGGUCAAACUCACCCCUUCUAUGGCUCUUGAAGCAAGAGGAUACUCCAGCAGAAGCCUGGAUCCUGAAACAGGGACAGGGAUGUUUUACAUUUGACUCUAUUUUAUUCCUUGACCCGAGUCUGAACAAGAACAGGGAGCAAAAUCUGUGAAGAUUGCAUUAAAGUACAUUCUAGCAUUCUAAAAAGUCCUUAUCAGAAGCAAUGGGACCAGCAGGGAGGGAGGGGAUUCUGCCCCUCUGCUCUGCUUUGUGAGACCCACCUGGAGCCCUUUGUCCAGUUGUGUGGAGUCCUCAGCACAGGGAGGACAUGGAGCUGUUGGAGCAAGUGCAGAGGAGGCCACGGAGAUGAUCCGAGGGCUGGAGCACCUCCUGUCUGAGGCCAGGCUGGGAGAGUUGAGGUUGUUGAGCCUGGAGAAGAGAAGGCUGCAGGGGGACUUUAGAGCACUUUUCCAGU
This is a messenger RNA of Cuculus canorus (common cuckoo), 6266 nucleotides long. It is a transcript of the gene PAK6, whose product is annotated as p21 (RAC1) activated kinase 6. Lineage: Eukaryota; Metazoa; Chordata; Aves; Cuculiformes; Cuculidae. The transcript is spliced from 13 exons. The coding region runs from base 1827 to 3830 and encodes 667 amino acids. The record is from RefSeq and is a predicted model, not a curated record. Gene Ontology annotation, molecular function: ATP binding; protein serine/threonine kinase activity. Gene Ontology annotation, cellular component: cytoplasm. Gene Ontology annotation, biological process: regulation of MAPK cascade; intracellular signal transduction; protein phosphorylation.